Molecule: messenger RNA, 303 nt
Organism: Durusdinium trenchii
Lineage: Eukaryota; Dinophyceae; Suessiales; Symbiodiniaceae
Source: the annotation of a GenBank genome assembly
AUGCACCGGAAUCUGCGGGUUGCGGGCCAGAUUGGCACUUUGGGUUGGAAGAGGCUUGCAGCUCAAGAUGGCUGGUGUUUGGUGUGUUUUGUGUUUGACCAUCUCAAGAAUACAGCAUUUGGGGUUUGUUCUUGCACUUUGCUUUUUUGGUUCUGCUUUUGGGAGUAUGAACACGUGGUACGCCCAUCACUCAACUCACCCAAUUUGCUGAAGCUAAUAGCGCUGGCCUCCAACCCAGUAGCAAGCAACCCAUACCCAUACAAAUUGGUUCUAUUUGACUUGCCUACAGGUGCCUGGGCCUAA